Molecule: messenger RNA, 1647 nt
Organism: Zingiber officinale
Lineage: Eukaryota; Viridiplantae; Streptophyta; Magnoliopsida; Zingiberales; Zingiberaceae
Product: 3-hydroxyisobutyryl-CoA hydrolase 1-like
Exons: 15
Coding region: 157-1317 (386 amino acids)
Biological process (GO): L-valine catabolic process
Molecular function (GO): 3-hydroxyisobutyryl-CoA hydrolase activity
Source: RefSeq, a predicted model, not a curated record
ACUGUAUUAUAAUGUAGAAGGACUGAAGUGUAAGUUGCAAUGUAUCGACCGCCUGUUCCCGAUCCGAUCGCAUCGUCUCUCUGCUUUGCUUCUUCGUCGUGCAGGCCCAAUCGAUUUCUUUACUGUUGAAAUAAGCUUUUGGCUUUCGAUCAAGGUAUGACCUCGUUUUCUCAGGACGGCGGCAACGAGGCCGCAACCGAUCAGGUUUUGGUAGAAGGCAGCAGGUUUACAAGGAUAUUAAUACUUAAUAGGCCUCGACAACUUAAUGCUUUGUCUUCCCAAAUGAUUAUGAAGCUCUUGAAUGUUUUUGUUGCUUAUGAAAAAGAUCCCGACGUCAAGUUGUUGAUAGUGAAGGGAAAUGGGAGAGCAUUUUGUGCUGGAGGAGAUGUUGCAGCAGUUGUCCAAUCUGUAACUGAAGGCGAUUGGACCAUGGGCGCAGAAUAUUUUCGCAAUGAAUAUACUUUGAAUUACAUAAUUGCAACUUACAGUAAACCUCAGGUUUCCAUUCUUGAUGGAAUUGUCAUGGGAGGCGGUGCUGGUGUUUCUGUACAUGGUAGAUUUAGAAUCGCCACUGAGAAAACAGUCUUUGCAAUGCCAGAAACAUCACUAGGUUUAUUUCCAGAUGUAGGCGCUUCAUAUUUUUUGUCAAGGCUUCCUGGAUACUUUGGAGAAUAUGUUGGCCUAACUGGUACGAGGUUAGAUGGGACUGAGAUGCUUGCGAGUGGCUUAGCCACUCACUUUGUCUCCUCUACAAACUUGAAAAAGUUGGAAGAGUCACUUUCUAAGGUGGAAACAUCUGAUCCUUUUGCGAUCUGUGCAUGUAUCGAUCAGUUCUCAAAAGCAGUGUCGCUGAAAGCGACUAGUUCUUAUAACAGAAUGGAUGUAAUCGAUAAGUGUUUCUCCAAAGAAACAGUCGAAGCAAUUAUUGUUUCCCUCGAAAAGGAGGCCGAGAGCGUGCACGAUGAAUGGAUUAUGUCUACUAUUCUGUCAAUGAAAAAGGCAUCUCCUAUUAGCCUGAAAAUUACUCUCAGAUCGAUCCGAGAAGCAAGACGGCAAGGAGUUGAUAAAUGCCUGAUUAACGAUUACAGAUUGUGCUGCCAUAUUUUGCGACAAGAAGCCAGCAAGGAUUUCUUCGAGGGUUGUAGGGCUAUUUUGGUGGACAAAGAUAAGAACCCAAAGUGGGAACCAUCGCGGCUGGAUCAAGUGGACGAUAAAGUAGUUGACCGAUAUUUUGUCGAGGUCGGAGAUGCAAAUUGGGAGGACCUAAAACUUCCGGCAAGACACAGCUUAGCAGCCAAGUAUGUGUCAAGGAUGUAAAGAUCCAAGGAGUUCCGCUGUUGUCAAUCUCCAAAAAGGAGCUCCGGCAAGAUGCAAUUGGAAUGCUUGCUUUGAGUAAUAUUGGAUGAAAAGAGCAGCAAAAGCAAUCUAGUUUGGUUGAUAAACUCGAUAAAUUUAUGCUGAUGGCGAUUACUCUCGAAUGUGACGGGUGAUAAGAAGUGAAGCACUUGGAUUGAAGAAGUGAAACACUUGUUAGAGGAGAGUGAAAACACUUUGUUCGCAAAAUCUUCACAAGCUUUGUUUAUGAAUGUCAUAGAACUGAAUUUACUAUUAAGCUUGUUUAUAUAUACAAGUACUCCUUGAGGUUCA